UCCCCCCCCGGCUGACCCUGUACUGUGAUGACCACGGGAACCCCGUGUGCGAGGCAGCGGCAGGGAGGCCGGCUGCUCAGAUCUCGUGGGUCCUAGAGAGCAACUCCACCCCCAAGGAAGAAGGCCACGGCAACGGGACGGUGACUGUUCUCAGCAAGUUCACAGCAUACAGCACCAACAUGACUAAUAUAACCUGCAUUGUGUCCCACCCAGCUGGGAACCAGAGCAAGUCCAUAGCCUGCCGUCCCUCAAAGAACAACGCCUUUAACCUGUAUGUCUCCAUCAUUCUUUGUUUCCUGAGCAUUAUCACCUUCACGGCUGUCAUUUACUAUUAUAAGCUCCACAGUGACAGACUGUGCCACAAAACCAAACCUCCUGAGACUGCUCCUACACAUUCCCCACAGGAUGACACAAUGGAAGUGGAACCUUAUACUACUUAUGUGCAGAAGGAAAACGCAAUUUACAACUCAGUGUCUGAUCUGACAGUGGGGCAGAAUCUUCCACAAGGACUGUCGACAGCAACAUGA
Molecule: messenger RNA, 527 nt
Organism: Fulmarus glacialis (Northern fulmar)
Lineage: Eukaryota; Metazoa; Chordata; Aves; Procellariiformes; Procellariidae
Product: cell surface glycoprotein CD200 receptor 1-A-like
Exons: 4
Biological process (GO): regulation of neuroinflammatory response
Cellular component (GO): external side of plasma membrane
Molecular function (GO): signaling receptor activity
Source: RefSeq, a predicted model, not a curated record